Messenger RNA from Adineta ricciae, 204 nucleotides. The record is from the annotation of a GenBank genome assembly. NCBI's taxonomy places the organism in Eukaryota, Metazoa, Rotifera, Eurotatoria, Adinetida, Adinetidae.
AUGGCUUCGGAUCGAAAUCGUGUUGUAUCAGGUUCGCAUUCAUCGGAUAUUGACUCUACCCAUGAUGCAUAUCCAUCGAUUCCAGUUGUUUUUGUCCCUCAACCUGGUGGUUAUUCAUCGGAUGCAUCUGUAUUUGGCUCUCAACCUGGUGUUAAUCGAGCGAAUUUAAGAAAUGAUCUCGAAAUGUCAACUGCCGAUACAUAG